CACCCCUCUAGUUGUGUCGCAUCUGCUGCCCAGCGCCCUGCACAUUCGGUCGGAGUGACAUCUAUGUCAUAGGACGGAGUGACAGAUUUGGAAGUGUCAACGAAUAAGGGUUAAACAAUAAGAUCUUUGAAGCGUGAGGUCGCGAUAUUGAAUUCGAUUUAUAUUUUUCGUUUGAUUUUGUUGAAUUUGUUAUUAUUUAACCUAUUAGUUAUCAUUAAGCGUUAAUUCAACUAUCAGAGUCGCAUGUGAGGUUAUCGAACGAAACUGGUCCGUCACCGCAGUUGUUAUUGACUAUAAGGUAAAUUUGCAAUUACUAAAUCUUGCGUUUUCUAAAGAAAAUUGUUCAAUUAGGCCAGCGAUAUUUUACCUUACACGAUCUUUGAUAACACUGAGCAGCGAGACGUUAAAUCAAUCAUUACACGCAUAAAACGUGAGUAAACAUACAGUUAACAACAUAACCAAAUUCCUAAUCAUGAGUCUGUAAUUGUAGGAAACUUUAACGUUACACGAAUAAAUACGUUAUAAAGUUCGUGACGCCUUUUGAUUCUGUUGCUACGACAACAUUUUAAAGUUUCGUUUUGCUCUAGUGAAAAAUGUCGCGUUUGUAUGAAGAUCAACACGAACACAGCUUAGAGCAAAGCUGCCUCCUAUGUGGACAACCGGACACUAGCCAAAUGGUGAGCUGCGACGAAUGCCGAAAAUGGUUUCACUUCGCUUGUGUCGGCGUGACUGAAGCUAUUGCUGAUUACGAAUGGAGUUGUCAGAGAUGUCAUAAUGCCAGAAACUCUGUUCAAGCGAUGGCCACGGCCGCCACUACAUCAAUAAGCAAUAUGCUGCCACCCGUCAGUGCAGUAUCGCAACCAGCAGUUUCUUCAGUGGUUCACAACCCGCAAGGAGUUUUCAAUGCAGCUUCCUCAAUGCCUACUAGCUUAUCGCUAAAUCAAGCUUUGCUGCUCCCGUCAUCAUCGGGUGGUGGCCACGUCGAUCCAACACGCACCUAUACAAGUUUCGUAUCAAUUCCAUUGAACGAUCCGUUGACGACAACCGCACCUUCGACACUGCCACUGUACGCUGCGCCUGCUCCACCACCACAAACAAUGAAUUCCACAUCCGAUUCGCUACUUCGUCAGAACCUUGUCUCUCAGCUACCAUCGGAACUGCAGCUCCGGUUCUUAGAGGAAGAGCAGGCUCUCGAAAUGAAGCAUCUUCUACAGAGGUACCAGCUAUUAGUCGACCGAACACCUCCUCCGAUUACCAGCAUUUUUCCAACGGCGACGCAAACCGGCGGUGCAGUGACCUCCGCUGAACAGUGUCGUCUAUUCUCAGCUCAUCAACCACGGAUGGCAACAGUUAGCCUACCACCAGCUCCAGUCUUACCUAAUCCGCAGUACCACUCUUCUCCGGUGUUCAAUCCUCAAAGCUCUAGUAGGCCACCUCGUGGAGGCAUUUGUUUCCAAUCGCAUCCAUCUCCGGUGCAAAAUCGGGCGAAUCAAGAUAUUCCCCUCGCAAAUCCCCUACAAUGGACUGGAUUUGGUAAUGACUCAACAAUGCUUAACAGAAGCCAAAUUGCUGCUCGUCAGGCCGUGUCAAAGGAGCUACCGGAAUAUAACGGCGACCCGGAACAAUGGCCUUUAUUUUACGGCACCUUGGAGAGCACAACGCGAAUCUGUGGGUAUACCGCGGAAGAAAACAUGAUGAGAUUGCAGAAGUGCUUAAAAGGAAAGGCGCUCGAAGCGGUACGUUAUCAGUUGCUUCACCCAGGAAACCUCGACAGUGUUAUAGCAACUUUAAAAAUGCUUUUUGGUCGACCAGAAAUAAUCGUCCACUCGCUUGUUCAAAAGAUACAUUCUCUACCGGCACCGAAGCCCGAUAAGUUAAAUACGCUGAUCGACUUUGCCAUAGCCGUUAGGAAUAUGGUCGCAACGGUUCAAAACUGCAACCUAGACGAGCAUCUUUGCAAUAUUUCUCUUCUACAGAGUCUUGUAGAUCGCCUACCGCCCAUGAUACGCUUGAAUUGGGCGACCCAUCGACAAGGAUUGUUUCGUGUCACCCUGACAGAAUUCAGCACGUGGCUGUACACGCUCGCCGAGGCGGCGAGUACUGUAACUAUACCUCAAAUUCAGAACGAUCAGGAGAAAGCGCGACGUGUACGAAGAGAUGACGGGUUUCUGAACACUCACACUGAGACUAACCUGAAAUCACGUGAAUUCAAACCAAAACUGACAGCUAGUUCCAGUGGAUGCAUAAUUUGCCAAGGAGGCUGCGAAAGCGUAGGUGAUUGCAAGCAGUUUUUAAUCCUGGACCAUCCUUCACGAUGGAAUCUAGUCCGUGAGUACAGACUAUGCCGAAGUUGUCUCGCGAAGCAUCAAGGACCGUGCAAGUCGACCAGGACCUGUGGGAAAUAUGGAUGCACCUUUAAGCACCACAGACUGCUGCACAAUGAUGCCAAGGACAACCGAUCAAUGAUUCCUGCUACAAGUACGGCUGCGAGAUGUCAGGAAAGCGAAAGCAAUCAUGCCGAGCACAGCGAUGCUGCACACAACUGUAACACUCAUCAAGCAAACAGCAAACCUGUUCUAUUCCAGUACGUCCCGGUUACGCUUCAUAACCGAGGAAUAAAGAUUCGAACCUACGCUUUCCUGGAUCUUGGAUCUUCGGUAACACUAUUGGAGGAGAAACUAGCGUCCGAGCUGCGUCUGGAAGGACAGAAUUAUCCAUUAUGUCUUCGCUGGACGGGCGAUGCUUGCCGGUAUGAAGAUUCAGCCAAAAUCGUUGCUCUGGACGUUUCCGGGCCACGCGCAGAAUCAAGCAAACACCGACUUGCUGAAGUAUUCACCGUUAAGGAAUUGCAGCUACCCCAUCAAUCUCUUUCGUUCAAAGACCUGGCGACAAAGUACGAUCACCUACAGGGAAUACCGGUAGAAUCUUAUUCAGAUGUUCAGCCACGAAUCCUGAUCGGGAUGAACAACGCUAGACUAGUUCACCCCCUGGAAAGUCGGGAAGGAGCCGAACACGAACCCAUUGCAGCCAAAACGAGAUUGGGGUGGAUGGUGUUUGGAACAUGCUCUUCAGGAGGACGAUCUAGCUCAACGUCGAUUCCACAUAGCUUCCACGUUUGCCACCACGUAAAUGACGUUGAAUUAAACACUGCGGUAAAAAACUAUUUCGCAUUGGAAAACUUAGGGGUUUCGAAGCCGGAAAGAUUACUCCUCUCGUCCGAAGAUGAACGUGCCAUGAAGAUGAUGCGAUCUAUAACAACGUUUGAUAAUGGAAGAUACUGUACUGGAUUGCUGUGGAAGUAUGAUGAUGUCAAACUUCCCGAUAGCAAGCCUAUGGCUCUCCGACGUCAUACCUGUCUGAUGAAGAGGAUGCAGCGGGACUCUGAUUUAGCUGCAACGUUGACUAACAAGAUGGACGAGUAUAUGGAAAAAGGUUACGUUCGAAAAAUUUCCCCGGAAGAACAACAAAAUCCAGGUGGUCGUGUAUGGUACUUACCAAUGUUUCCCGUAUACAACCCGAACAAACCUAACAAGGUUCGAAUCGUUUGGGAUGCGGCAGCGACCACAGCAGGGACCUCUCUCAAUGAUGUUCUCAUGAAGGGGCCGGACCAGCUUAAUGCUUUACCGUUUGUGCUGUAUAGAUUCCGUGAGAAACGUAUUGCUAUUUCUGGCGAUAUCGCUGAAAUGUUCCUUCGCAUCCGAAUGAACGAAAACGACCAACAAUGCCAGCGUAUUUUCUGGUGCAGUCAAGAUGGCACGAUCGGUGAGUACAUAGUGACGGUAAUGACCUUCGGCGCCAAAUGUUCUCCUAGUUGCGCGCAGUUCGUGGUUAAAGAAAACGCUACUCGUUUUCAAUCGGAAUUUCCGGAAGCCGUAGAAGUUAUUGAGAAGGGACAUUAUGUCGACGACAUGCUAGCGAGCGUUGAUACGGAAGAAGAUGCUAUAAAGCUAGCGAGGGACGUACGCCAUAUACAUCAGCAGGGAGGUUUUAUGAUGAGAAAUUGGAUCUCCAACUCACCGAAGGUGGUACAGGCGCUAGGAGAAACCGUAACAACGGAGAAGAACCUGGACGUGAACAAAGAAGCGAUCCUAGAAAAGGUCCUAGGCAUGUGGUGGGAUACCAAAUCAGAUACAUUCCGCUACAAGCUAUCCACCGAGCGAAAUCAGCAAUUGCUCACAGGCCAAAAACAUCCCACUAAACGGGACGUCCUGCGUAUAUUGAUGUCGGUCUACGACCCCCUUGGCCUGUUAUCUAACUACAUGAUACUCUUGAAAUUGCUUUUCCAAGAAAUUUGGCGAGAAGGCAUUUCAUGGGACGACGAAAUUGGCGAGAGGCAAAUGGAAAAAUGGAAUCACUGGCUAGGUCUACUUCCCGCGGCUGAAUCCGUACGAAUCCCUCGAUGUUACCACCAGUCCCCAUCCAGAGGGACUGAAAGGACCGUGGAGAUCCAUACUUUUGUUGACGCCAGCGAGCUCGGAUAUGCCGCCGUUUGUUACUUUCGGUUCACUGAAGGAGAACAAAUCUCAUGCUCGCUGGUAGGAUCUAAAAGUCGAGUUGCGCCGAUCAAAUUUGUGUCGAUUCCACGCUUGGAACUCCAGGCAGCAGUCGUAGGUUCGCGGUUAGCAAAAAGCAUCGAAGAGGGGCAUUCCAUUAAAAUCACCAGACGGUACUUUUGGACGGACGCACGUGACGUUAUGUGUUGGCUAAAAUCAGACCACAGGAAGUACUCGCAGUUUGUCGCCUUUCGUGUUGGUGAAAUAUUAGAAGCAACUGAAUUAUCGGAGUGGCAGUGGUUGCCAGGUAAAACUAACGUGGCCGAUGAGGGCACAAAAUGGAAUGAUCAUCCAAGCUUCGAUGUACAGUCUCGGUGGUACUCUGGACCUCCUUUCCUAUCAAGGCCGAAAGAGGAUUGGCCAAGCACAUCGUUCAACCAAGAAACCGUUGAAGAGCUGCGGCCAACGUUACUUCACCACUAUAUCAAUGAAGGGAACGAUAUGCUGCGACCUGAAAACUAUUCAAAUUGGAAUCGUCUACAACGAAUGUCUGCUUUAGUCCUGCGGUUUCCUGCUAACAUCAGACGAAAAAUGAAGGAUGUGCCACUUCUUCGAGGACCGCUAACUAGCGAAGAGCUAGCAGAAGCGCAAACCUUUCUCUACAAGCGUGCUCAAUGGGAAUGCUAUGGCAUCGAGAUGACAACGCUGUCCCGCCACGAGAAUCCAAUAGGAAAGUCAACUUUACCCAGGACAAACUCCCUCUACAAAUUAAGCCCGUCUCUCGACAUCACCGGAUUGCUGCGUAUACAUAGUCGCAUCGAUGCAUGUGACUUUGCCGGUGAAAACACGCAAUUUCCAAUAGUUCUGCCUCGAAGUCACCCCCUUACCAAGUUAGUGCUGCAAGAUAUCCACGAAAAAUACCACCAUCAAUGCAACGAAACGUUCGUCAACGAAGUGCGACGAAAGUUUUACAUACCGAAAGUGCGUGUCGAGUGUAAUAGAGUUCGCAGAGAAUGUCAACGGUGUAAAAUUCGCCGAGCCAAACCGGAUCCUCCAAUGAUGGCCAACUUACCAAAGGAAAGGUUGGCGGCUUACGUGCGCCCGUUUUCGUAUGUGGGCGUUGAUUAUUUUGGGCCCUAUCAGGUUACAGUUAGACGACGGCCUGAGAAACGGUGGGGAGUAUUGGUGACCUGCUUGACGACUAGGGCCAUUCAUAUUGAAAUUGCCAACUCGCUGUCUACAGAUUCGUGCAUAAUGGCCUUGAACAACUGUUUUGGUAGAAGAGGAACUCCGAUACAAAUAAUAAGUGACCGCGGUACCAACUUUGUGGGGGCAUCCAAGGAGUUGAAGGAAGCACAAGCUCUGAUCGAUAACCAUAAGUUGGCGUCGGAAUUCACAACACCUUCCACAACUUGGAGAUUCAACCCCCCUGCCUCCCCUCAUAUGGGUGGCUCGUGGGAGCGACUAAUACAGACUGUGAAGCGGAUCUUGUCAGAAAUGAAACUGAAUCAUUCACCCACCGACGAAGUUUUAAGAAGUUCAAUGAUUAAAAUAGAAAAUAUCGUGAACAGCAGGCCUUUAACUCAUGUCCCUAUCGACGAUGAGUCAUCACCGGCCUUAACACCGAACCAUUUUUUGGUCGGCUCGUCGAAUGGUUCAAAACCACUUGUACCCUAUAGUGACAGUGCUAAGGCCGUGAAACACUCAUGGCAGACUUCAGACAUCCUAGCAAACUAUUUUUGGAAACGAUGGGUCAACGAAUAUGCUCCGGAAAUCACCCGCAGGACUAAAUGGUUUAGCCCUGCGAAGCCGAUUGCUGUGGGAGAUGUCGUUAUCAUCGUGGACUCCGCUUUUCCGAGAAAUUGCUGGCCCAAAGGCCGAGUGAUAGCAAUCAACACUUCGAAGGAUGGUCAGGUACGAUCAGCGACGGUUCAAACCAUUACCGGAAUUUACGAGCGACCGGUAGUCAAACUGGCAGUGCUGGACAUUGCAGGUAACGGAAGCAUGCUGGACCAGGGUCCACCUGCUGGGGGGGACUGUUGCGAACACCCCUCUAGUUGUGUCGCAUCUGCUGCCCAGCGCCCUGCACAUUCGGUCGGAGUGACAUCUAUGUCAUAGGACGGAGUGACAGAUUUGGAAGUGUCAACGAAUAAGGGUUAAACAAUAAGAUCUUUGAAGCGUGAGGUCGCGAUAUUGAAUUCGAUUUAUAUUUUUCGUUUGAUUUUGUUGAAUUUGUUAUUAUUUAACCUAUUAGUUAUCAUUAAGCGUUAAUUCAACUAUCAGGUGAGAACUUUGUGCAAAACUAGACUGAAAUCGCCCAUAAUAAUCAGAUUUGUUCCUAGAGUCGCAUGUGAGGUUAUCGAACGAAACUGGUCCGUCACCGCAGUUGUUAUUGACUAUAAGGUAAAUUUGCAAUUACUAAAUCUUGCGUUUUCUAAAGAAAAUUGUUCAAUUAGGCCAGCGAUAUUUUACCUUACACGAUCUUUGAUAACACUGAGCAGCGAGACGUUAAAUCAAUCAUUACACGCAUAAAACGUGAGUAAACAUACAGUUAACAACAUAACCAAAUUCCUAAUCAUGAGUCUGUAAUUGUAGGAAACUUUAACGUUACACGAAUAAAUACGUUAUAAAGUUCGUGACGCCUUUUGAUUCUGUUGCUACGACAACAUAG
Molecule: messenger RNA, 7164 nt
Organism: Aedes albopictus (Asian tiger mosquito)
Lineage: Eukaryota; Metazoa; Arthropoda; Insecta; Diptera; Culicidae
Exons: 2
Coding region: 594-6611 (2005 amino acids)
Biological process (GO): DNA integration
Molecular function (GO): nucleic acid binding
Source: RefSeq, a predicted model, not a curated record